UUAGAUCUAGGAAUUUUUAUUUGACGCGCAGAUCAGCCAGGUGUUUAUCGUCAUUAUAUUUCUGUAAAUGUUUGGUUGGCGUAACUUGUGUUUAGUUGUUAAAUACGUACCUCUUCACCUUUUUUAAACUACAGGCCAACCAUAAGGAGACAUAAUGGACUGUGAAAUUGAAAUAGAGGAAAAGUUUAUUCAGAACGGUGUCUUGCUGAAAAAAGGAAAUGCAGCUUACAUUUCGCUGCUCAAUACGGAAGGUAUAUUAGUCUUUGGAAAAUGCACCAAGACAAAUCUUCAUAUUUUUGAGUGGAAACCUGAAACAUGCGAAAUCACCGAUUCGGAGAGUUUAGAAAGUGGAUGGUCGUUGGUUGACCCUAUAUCAAAACAGCCUUCGUCCCCACCACAGGGAGUCCAUCCUUUUGCUGCAUCGAAAUCAGCAGCAUCACAUUCAGCCGAUUCUACCAUUAUGGGAGGUGGCAAUGAUCGUGUCUCGUGCAAUGAACCCGCGUACGGAUCCAUAAAAUUGAAACUUACUCUCCGUGUGUAUUUGCGUGAUCUAAGAGGAAUAGAAACACACAAAGAAGAGUUCAGGUUGUAUAACAGUGACCAUACAGUGCACAGUGUUUAUCUCUUCCGACAAUCAUCUACUAGUGUUCUGAUUCAGUUGUUGGAAAGAUUUCGCUGUAUACGGAGAAGUACGCAUCGGAAAAAUUUUUAUAGAUGUAUCGACGAUCCUGAUCAAGACAAAUUGCAGAAAUCAUUUUCUGAGCUCAACAUAGCUGAUAUCCGUGCUCGUCCUCGACCCCGUCCGUACAUGGAUAUGUUAUCAAAGCUUGCAAACGUCCAACAAAUACUCCCCUUAACCAGACCAGCGCAGAGUAAUGUUCACAGGGAACUUAGGUUCAGUACAUUAACUCCAACUGAAACAGCUGAUUCAAAUCAGGUUUCUAUAGCGACGAAUGAUACAGAAGAGUCAAUUAACGAUGAGAAAUGGAAACUCAUUGCAAGACCGCAAGUGACUCGAGGGCUCCCUUUAGACGCCGGAUCAUGGGAAGAUGUCAAGUGUCCCAACGGAUCUAUUUCUGAUCCAGAACGAGUGAAAGAAAUUAUCUUUCAUGGGGGAAUAAAGCAGGAUAUUCGAGCGGAAGUAUGGAAGUAUUUGCUGGAGUUUGACAUCUGGGAGCACAGUUUGCAGCAAAGAGACGAGCGGCGCGCACAAAAAACGCAAGAGUAUUUUCAAAUGAAGUUCCAAUGGCUAACGAUAACACCAAUUCAAGAGCACAACUUUACCGGCUACCGUGAACGUAAAUGUCAGAUUGAGAAGGACGUUAAACGCACGGAUCGUACGUACGCAUUCUUCGCCGGUGAUAAUAACCCCAACUUGGCGAAACUGCAGGAUAUUCUGAUGACUUACGUAAUGUACAAUUUUGAUUUAGGGUAUGUGCAAGGUAUGAGCGAUCUACUAGCACCUAUUCUCAGUCUUGUACAAAACGAAGCGGAGAGUUUUUGGUGUUUUGUUGGAUUUAUGCAGAAGGUGUUUGCCAAUUUCGAUAUCGAUCAAAAAGGAAUGAAACAACAACUGGAAAAUUUGCGGGUGCUGCUUUCCUUCGUCAAUGAACGUCUAUUCAAUUAUAUGCGUGAGAACCAGUCGGAAAAUAUGUAUUUCUGUUUCCGAUGGUUACUGGUAUGGUUUAAGCGUGAAUUUUCUAACUCAGAUAUAAUGCAAUUGUGGGAAGUUCUGUGGACAGGGUUACCCUGCCGGAACUUUCAUCUGUUUGUGUGUGUCGCUAUAUUGGAUCAGGAGAUGGAUGUGUUUAUCGAUGGAAAAUUCAGUUUUACUGAAAUCCUGAAGCAUGUUAACGAGCUGUCAGGCAAUUUACAUCUAACAACUGUACUCGAGCGGGCAGAAGGUGUUUACCUGCAAGUGAAACAUGCUCUCGAAAACAUGAAAAAUCCACCUGAGGAGCUUAGCAAAAUAAUUGGUGAACACGUAUCCUUAGUUUGUAAUGAAAGUACCAGCAGCACAGAUGACGAAGAUAGCUGUUUAUCGAUUCUAACCGAGCGUACAGCAGAAGAAAAAGAGAUACUGCAAAGAAAGCUGGACGAAGCUUGCGAUCUUUCACUGAGUUACAUGUUUUUUUAAAAUAAUGUUAGGUAAAGGUAUCGAAAACAAAAAUUUCAGUGAAAAGAAACAGUUGUACGCUCUUUGCCAACAACUUAAAUAUGAUAAAAAAACUUCUUGCCGUAACGGCCGUGUUUGUUAUGCCUGCCCUUUAAGGGCUUACUAGACUCUUUCCCUUUGUGUACGAGGAUAGCCAGUCUUAUCCUACAAGGGAUGGGUUGAGAUACAAAGCUCGAACAUGAGAAAUAAAUAAAUGAUGAAUAUGUUGUUACUUUUCUAAA
Anopheles coustani is the source of this 2397-nucleotide messenger RNA. It is a transcript of the gene Tbc1d15-17, whose product is annotated as TBC1 domain family member 15. Lineage: Eukaryota; Metazoa; Arthropoda; Insecta; Diptera; Culicidae. Gene Ontology annotation, biological process: activation of GTPase activity. The transcript has 3 exons. Bases 155 to 2137 code for a protein of 660 amino acids. Gene Ontology annotation, molecular function: GTPase activator activity. The record is from RefSeq and is a predicted model, not a curated record.